AUGGACGACAAGCAGGACCGUCCAGCAAAACGACCCAAGUUAUCAUCCAAUUCAGCCUCAGAUCCACCCGAAAACACCCACUCGCCUAGGCUCGCCUCCCUCCACCGCUCCAUAACGCCUCCCGCGGCGCGUCCUGGACGUGUCCCGAUUUCCCCGCACCAGAACUCGGAGAAAGAGACGGGGAGUACCAAUACAAACCAGCCUCAGCUAAUCCCGUCUCCGAUCCAAUUGACUCGUAUCAGGGACUUCAGUGACUCGUUGAAAAACAAUGAAGACACGGUCAGAUUGCGCGAUAUCUUGGGUGAUCCUAUGAUCCGUGAAUGCUGGCAAUUCAAUUAUUUGUUUGAUGUGGACUUUCUUAUGAGUCAGUUUGAUGAGGAUGUGAGAGACUUGGUUUCUGUUAAGGUUGUGCAUGGGUCGUGGAAGAGUGAGUCGGAUAAUAAGAUACGGAUUGAUGAAGCAUCCAAGCAAUAUUCAAAUGUUGAGCCGAUUGUGGCAUAUAUGCCUGAGCCAUUUGGGACCCACCAUUCGAAGAUGAUGAUCUUGUUGAGACAUGAUGACUUUGCCCAAGUUAUCAUCCACACAGCAAAUAUGAUUCCUGGUGAUUGGGCGAAUAUGUGUCAGGCAGUCUGGCGCUCGCCCCUCCUACCUCUCCGGAAGGAUGGUGAUGACGAGCAGAAAUCUACCGCUUGGGGUUCAGGCGAUCGAUUCAAGCGCGAUUUACUUGCCUAUUUGAAAGCAUAUGGUGUGAAGAAGACAGGCCCCUUGACUGAGCAACUUGCGAAGUAUGAUUUUAGUGCUAUUCGAGCUGCGUUAAUCGCCAGCGUUCCUUCCAAGCAGAAGAUAGGCUCGUCAAGCAAUGGGGAUGGUAAACCGCUUUGGGGAUGGCCCGCUUUGAGAGAUGCUCUGCGAAACAUUCCGCUGCAUGAAGACGGCAGUAAUACAACGCCACAUAUUGUUAGCCAGAUGUCCUCCAUCGCGACACUAGGGCAAACGGACAAAUGGCUAAAAGAUGUUUUCUUCGACGCCCUUGCUCCGUCAAGAUCUACGCAAACAUCAAAGAAACAACGGCCACAGUUUUCUGUGAUGUUUCCAACAGCCGAGGAAAUCCGGCGUUCACUCAAUGGCUACAGUUCAGGCGGAUCGAUCCAUAUGAAGCUACAAAGCGCUGCCCAGCAGAAGCAGUUACAAUAUCUACGGCCGUACCUAAAACACUGGGCAGGAGAUGUGGCUGAUAACCUACCCGCGAACAUCCAGGACGCCGGUCGUCGUCGUGCAGCACCACAUAUCAAAACAUAUAUACGCUUUACAGAUAGAGAGAGCAUGGACGUGAUCGACUGGGCACUUGUCACAUCGGCUAACCUCUCAACGCAGGCGUGGGGUGCAGCCACCAAUGCAAAUGGAGAGGUGCGCAUCUGUAGUUGGGAGGUUGGGGUGUUGGUAUGGCCGGAACUUCAUGCCAUGGGGUCUCAGUCGCAGUCGGUGGCCAUGGUGCCGUGUUUCAAGAAGGACAAGCCAAGUGCUUCUCGGGAGCUCCCAGCUGAUGCGGCAGGGUCGACAGCUCUGGUUGGGUUUCGGAUUCCGUACGAUUUGCCCUUAACUUCGUACAGUGCACAGGAUGUUCCGUGGUGUGCAACGGUGUCCCAUUCAGAGCCCGACUGGCUCGGGCAAACUUGGGCAGCAUAG
This is a messenger RNA of Aspergillus versicolor CBS 583.65, 1686 nucleotides long. Its product is annotated as tyrosyl-DNA phosphodiesterase 1. The record is from RefSeq and is a predicted model, not a curated record. Bases 1 to 1686 code for a protein of 561 amino acids. Gene Ontology annotation, biological process: single strand break repair; double-strand break repair. Gene Ontology annotation, molecular function: single-stranded DNA binding; 3'-tyrosyl-DNA phosphodiesterase activity; double-stranded DNA binding. NCBI's taxonomy places the organism in Eukaryota, Fungi, Ascomycota, Eurotiomycetes, Eurotiales, Aspergillaceae. The transcript is spliced from 4 exons. Gene Ontology annotation, cellular component: nucleus.